Rotaria sp. Silwood2 is the source of this 495-nucleotide messenger RNA. Lineage: Eukaryota; Metazoa; Rotifera; Eurotatoria; Philodinida; Philodinidae. The record is from the annotation of a GenBank genome assembly.
AUGACUGAUCCAGAUCGUUUCACAUUAAUUAUGAAAUGUUUGCCUGGUAUUGUUCGACAAAUAGUACGACAAACACCAUCCUAUUCGGAAGGUCAGACUUAUGUAUUACCUUUAUUGAAAUCUAUAUUGCCUGGUAUCGAUUCAAAUGAUUUGGAAAAGAUAGAAGUUACUUUGGAAGUUCUUGAUGCUAUUCUUAAACUAGUUCCAUGUAUUGAUUGUUCAUCGGCAGUUAACACGCGCACCGAUCUUACAGAAAUUGAAAAACAAGCAUGUUUAUCAACAGCGCAAUUUGAAGAUUUCGUCACUGAUUUUCUCAAUCGAAUGCUUCACAUGAUUUCCCGACGAUCGAUUGAAAUAUCCGAUGCUGUUGUAGAUAACAGCGAGAUCAGUCAGGACGAUUCAUUUAUACAAAUCAAGUUAACAUCAAUAGUAUCCAGCAUUGUUCAACAAUGCAGCAGUAAAAUUUUUCAAGUAUCUACAAAUUCAAAUCAAUAA